AUGAGUUUGAAAAGGAAGCAAAUGUCUAUAGAUCUAAAAACUAAGCAACUAAUUUUAGUAGAAGUCGAAAAAGGUACACUGCCUAAAACCAAAAUCGCGGAGAAAUUUGGCAUUCCAAAAUCAACAUUAUCAACAAUUAUUAAAAAUAAAGAUAAGAUUGACGAAGCAGUUACCAACAGUACAAAGCGUCUACGAAAACCCAUGCUUGAAGACGUUAAAAAGGAACUUUUGAAGUGGUUCAAAAAAGCCAGAGACUCCAACAUUCCACUAUCAGGUGCACUUGUGAGGGAGAAAGCAAAGGAGAUUUGUACUUCCAAUGGCGUUGAGCAUAUGGCGUGUUCUGAUGGCUGGUUAUGGAAAUUUCAAAAACGGUAUAAUAUUUCUUGUCAUGUUUUGAGCGGCGAGGCAAAUAAAGUUGCAGAUGAAGACGUAAAUAAAUGGCUUCAAGGGUUUGUAAAGGUGAGGCAAUCCUAUAGCGAAAAUGAUAUCUUCAAUAUUGAUGAGACCGGUGUUUUUUAUAAUUUAUUGCCCGACCGUUCAUUGGAUUUUAAAGGAGUGAAGUCGCAUGGGGGUGCAAAGAGUAAGGAGAGAUUGACUGUUGUGUUGUGCUGCAACUCUACUGGGUCGGAAAAACUCAAGCUUUGGGUGAUAGGCAAAUAUCAAAACCCCAGAUGCUUUAAAAACGUAAAUAAGCUUAGUCUUCCAUUCGAAUACACUAAUCAAAAAAACGCGUGGGUCGAUUCAACAUCUUUUCGCCUAUGGUUACUUAAAUUUCAACGAAAAAUGGCACUUCAGAAUAGAAAUGUACUUUUGACUAUGGACAAUUGCAGUGCCCAUAAUAAUAUUGGAGACCUGGAAUUGCCAAACGUAAAAAUAGUUUAUUUUCCUCCAAAUUGCACAUCCAGGUUACAACCUCUGGAUCAAGGGAUAAUUGCAGCUUUUAAAUGA
Messenger RNA from Rhopalosiphum padi (bird cherry-oat aphid), 948 nucleotides. Its product is annotated as tigger transposable element-derived protein 6-like. NCBI's taxonomy places the organism in Eukaryota, Metazoa, Arthropoda, Insecta, Hemiptera, Aphididae. The transcript has a single exon. The coding region runs from base 1 to 948 and encodes 315 amino acids. Gene Ontology annotation, molecular function: DNA binding. The record is from RefSeq and is a predicted model, not a curated record. Gene Ontology annotation, cellular component: nucleus.